Molecule: messenger RNA, 1736 nt
Organism: Pezoporus occidentalis (night parrot)
Lineage: Eukaryota; Metazoa; Chordata; Aves; Psittaciformes; Psittacidae
Exons: 2
Coding region: 531-1706 (391 amino acids)
Source: RefSeq, a predicted model, not a curated record
CGAGGUUGGAACCAGAUUUGGGUGUGUACCCCUGGUUUCCCAGCGCUGCAAUAAAUCACCUCAUAUAACCAUUCCAGUGGUUAUGUGUUUGUUCCCACACUAACAUUUUGGUGACCCAGAUGGGACCUCACGGGCAUUGCUGAGGCGGAUCGCGCCUCGAUCCUGCUCCAGCCGGCACCGAGAGAUUCUCGGGGAGCCAUCGACCACGACCGACCUCCGCUGCUCACAACGGACCUCUGACAUGAACCUUAACUCAACUGCGGAGCACUCUGGUGUGGAAUAGGCCACUGUCCCUGGAAAAUCCAGCACAUGACAUCCAACCAGGAGACCAAGCAUACGUCCGGAACUGGAACGAAGAACCAUUAAAAGAACGGUGGGACGGACCGUACCAAGUACUGCUAACUACGUUUACAGCAGUAAAGGUAGAAGGGUGGAUUCUUGGAUACAUUAUACACGAGUAAAGAAAGUUCCAAAGGUUUGGGAAACACAGAUACUAGGCCCUACGAGACUAAAGCUGAAAUGUAAAUAAGAUGUCUGGGUUCUGUUACAAAACUUUGAUUGUCAUCUGGUCACUAACACAGCUGGUAUCUAUUCCUAUCCUAGGAAUUCCUCAGAAAAAUGUUUUGACAAAACUUAAAACAAGAUGCCAUUCUGACCUGCAAGUUCACAGAAACCAUUCCGAUAAGACCAACACUAAUAAAGGUAGUUUGGGAAAAGGUAAAUGGUCCUAUAGGACUGAAUCUGCAAUUGGCCACGGCAAAAUUGAAGUUAUGGGAAAAAGGACUAAAAGAUCAGUGAAUUCAGCACAGAUAAUCCAAUCAUACCGUCGAAAUCCUGAGGAAAAUUUAAUGAUAGGUCUGACUGAGGAUUUCUCAAAAAUGAAAAACAUGAGCAGAAUAACAGCAUGUUUGCCGAUACCCAAAGCAGCAGGAGAACCAAUUGAAUGGGAAAUAAUAACAUUUCCACUUCCAGAAACCAAUAAAACAGUGGCCUGUCAGGAAAAAGAAACAAUAAAGAAUGUGACAGUGACAGAAUAUCAAAAGGAAGGAGUUCUAGGUGCCUCUAUAACAGAAUCAUUGUGCAAAGAGAAAUUAAACACCCAAUUCACUACCUAUGAAGAAGGAAUUGGAAAAUGCAUUUAUGAUAAAGAAAUUAAAAUAAUUCAACAAAUAAGAGAAAAGACAUGGGAGUGCCAAGAGAAAAAUAACUCACAGGAAACUUGGGAUACAAUUUGGUCAGUAGGUAUCCUGCAAAAAUUUCAAUAUGGAGGAGAGACACCUUGGUGUUUAAGAUGGACCAGAAAACAAAGCCUAACAGAGGACAUGAGCUCAUAUAGAGCCAGUCGAAACAGGACUGAGAGUGUCCCCUGGUGGAAUUGUACUAAGGUUCUGGAUUGUGAUACCGAUCCUGAAACAAUUACAAUGCCCCCUGUUAGAACUGCUUUGAUGGCAGGAUGUGCAUGCCGAGGACUGAAAGUUGGAGGAGAAAUAAUCAAGGCCCCUAUUAGAACUCCAUAUCUAGUAAACUGUAGGUAUUCGACAGUACACAGUAUGGGACAUUUGGUAUGGGCAACUAGCGAUGGAACCUGGACUACUCACCUAUCAAUGGAAGGUCCAGUUAGAGAAAUCACUUUAGGGUUACCCACACUCUGUCCAAUAUGGAAGAAGUCACCGUUCAGAGGCAAAUUGGAAACUUUACAAAUCUGAACAAAAAGGAGUGUAGACGAUGAAGAUACU